Molecule: messenger RNA, 2048 nt
Organism: Pistacia vera
Lineage: Eukaryota; Viridiplantae; Streptophyta; Magnoliopsida; Sapindales; Anacardiaceae
Product: probable inactive purple acid phosphatase 27
Exons: 13
Coding region: 1-1929 (642 amino acids)
Molecular function (GO): acid phosphatase activity; metal ion binding
Source: RefSeq, a predicted model, not a curated record
AUGUGUGGAAGAAUUAGCCUUUGUUCCUUCUUCCCUCCAAUGAAGCCUUUGAAAUUCUCUUUCCUUUUGUUUGUUUUUAUUUUUUUCUUUUUUGGUUGUUCUUGGUCACUGCCGCUGGAUUCUUUGAUCGUCAACUCAACAAUUCAACACCGGAAUUACACAGCAAUAUCAAAGUUUAGAGUAGUGAAUAGAAGAGCUUUAUUGGAUUGUCCUGUCAAGAACCCUUUUCUCCGUAUUAAUGUUAGUUCAGGUUCCAAUAUGCUUUCUGAUGAAGAAUUUGUCACAGUAACUGUUAGUGGCGUUUUGCGUCCGUCCAAGGGUCACUGGGUUGCCAUGAUCUCACCUUCUCAUUCUGAUGUUGCAGGAUGUCUCUUGAAUGGUUUUCUUUAUGCACAAACUGGUGAUCUUAGCAAUCUUCCUCUUCUAUGCCAUUAUCCCGUUAAGGCACAGUGGAUGAGCAAUGAUCCAGAUUAUCUAAGUUGCAAGAAGAAGGAAUGCAUGAAAUAUAACAAUGAAGGGACAUGUGAGAUUAGUGGUUGCAGUGGUGCAAUAACAUUUCAUGUCAUUAACAUCAGAACUGACAUUGAAUUUGUGUUGUUUGCCGGUGGCUUCGAUAUACCUUGCAUUUUGAGUAGAACUUCUCCUCUCAGUUUCGCUGAUCCUAAAGCCCCUUUACAUGGACAUCUCUCCACCAUUGAUUCCACCGGAACGUCGAUAAAAUUAAGAUGGGUUAGUGGGGAUAAAGAACCUCAACAAGUAGAAUACGGAGAUGGAAAAACACUGACAUCACAAGUUUCUACAUUUACACAAGAUAAUAUGUGUAGCUCCGUUUUGCCAAGUCCAGCCAAGGAUUUUGGGUGGCAUGAUCCUGGAUUUAUUCAUUCAGCAGUCAUGACAGGGCUUCAGCCUUCAUCUACCUUCUCCUACAGAUAUGGAAGUAAAUCAGUUGGUUGGAGUAAGCAAAUCAAGUUCCGGACUCCACCUGCUGGAGGAUCAAAUGAACUCAAGUUUCUUGCAUAUGGUGAUAUGGGAAAAGCUCCUCGUGAUGCUUCUACUGAACACUACAUACAGCCAGGAUCUCUCUCAGUGAUAAAAGCCAUGGCUGAAGAAAUAGAUAAUGGCAAUGUAGACUCGAUCUUCCACAUUGGAGACAUAAGCUAUGCAACAGGCUUCUUGGUGGAAUGGGACUAUUUCCUCCAUCUCAUAAGCCCUGUGGCUUCAAGAGUUCCUUACAUGACUGCAAUUGGAAACCAUGAGAGGGAUUACAUAGACUCAGGAUCAGUGUACAUUACUCCUGAUUCAGGCGGAGAAUGUGGAGUUCCUUAUGAGACAUAUUUUCCAAUGCCAACUCCAGAAAAGGAUAAGCCAUGGUAUUCCAUUGAACAAGGUCCUGUUCACUUCACAGUGAUAUCAACUGAGCAUGAUUGGUCACUCAAUUCUGAACAGUAUCAAUGGAUGAAAAAGGAUAUGGCUUCGGUCGAUCGAUCAAAAACCCCCUGGUUAAUUUUUACAGGGCACAGGCCAAUGUAUUCUUCUUCUGGUGGACUGCUGAAUGUGGAUAAGUUCUUUGUUCAUGAGGUGGAACCAUUACUUCUUCAAAGCAAGGUUGAUCUGGUGCUCUUCGGCCAUGUUCAUAAUUAUGAGAGAACCUGCUCAGUUUUUCAAAGUAUUUGCCUCGCCAUGCCUACAAAAGAUGCAAACGGGACAGACACAUACGAUCAUAGUAAUUACAAAGCACCAGUACAAGCUGUAAUUGGCAUGGCAGGCUUCAAAUUGGACAAGUUCACAAACAAUGAGAUCUGGAGUUUGUCAAGGAUAUCGAAAUUCGGGUACCUAAGAGGUCAUGCUACAAAGGAAGAGAUGAAAUUAGAGUUUGUAGAUGCAGAAACAAGAAAAGUUGGAGAUAGUUUCCGAAUUAUUAAGAGAUAAAUUAAAUAGAUAGAUGAAUAUACAGAUAAAAAGUGGAAGAGAUGGGAUUUACAGGAACUCCAUCCAUAGACAUCAUGUAAUCUCUCUGUUAAUACUCAAUAAAUUAUAAUGCAAAUUUU